AUGCUGGGCCUGGUCACAUUGGGUGUGUUGGUAUUUGCAAAUGCUGAUAAGGCUCCUCGUUUACGCCAGACGGAUGUGAAAAAGGCCUCUUUGCUGGCGGCUAGUGCUCAGCAUGAAGGGCUUCCGCAUGGUGUGGGUGCACCAAGGCCUUUCGGACGCAGCUUUCAUGAUGCUCCUGUUGGCAACACGGACUGGGUGACCCAUCGUCAGCGUAUUUUUGUCAUCAGUGACAUGGAUCCAACAGCACCCAUGGACCGGCUGGAUGGUUCGUCUGAUCAUGCUUCUCUCACAGGUGCCAUGCCUGCGAAGCCUGGUGGUGAGACGGUCCUGACACUUGACGAUGGCAAGCCUCCCAUGGCGCCAGACCGGAUGCUAUCGAAGCGGGCCCUCAAGCCUCGCACCUUUCCAGAGCGGGGAGGUGUCCUGGACAGAGAAUCACCUUUGUCCAACGAGGCUGUGGCUCCCGUGGACCGGGUUCCUCCGUAUGUUUCCAGGUACUUGGAACAGCGAGCAAAUUUGGAGCAGAAUCGUGUGAUCCAAAAGCGCUUGGACGAGGAAUGGACUCGAGCAGAUGUCAACAAAGAUGGUGUGGUCUCCGAAGAGGAAUUCACCAUGGAAUUGAAAGACAGGCAAGCAAAGAAGAAAGACGAGAUUGAAAGGCUUUGGCAGAGGUUUCACCAGUCUGAAGACAAAUUUAUGUCGAAAGAAGAGUAUUUCCGUUUGGCACGAACAGGUUAUGAUCUUGGCACAAUUACUCGUGAUGACGUGGCCUCUGUGAUGACGCCCGACAACAUGAAAGGUCUGGGAUAUUGGGGCGCAGGGGCGACCUGCCCCCCUCGGAGCUUUGCCAUGGGUGUGCGAAUCAAGAAAAUGGAGGCUUCUAUCUCCAACGCUUCUGUCGAUGACUCUGGAGUAAAUGCUGUGAAGUUCCUUUGCAGCAAUGGCAGUGAGGUAAGUACGGCUGAGGGACCCGACGGAGACUGGUCAAAUUGGACACUCUGCCCGAAAGGUCAACGUGUGUAUGGUUUCCGUUCCCAAGGUCACAGUUUCAGGAAGGGCUUGGACAAUGCCGGCAUAACAGGCCUUGAAUUCAGCUGUCGAAAACCUGACAUGAGCGACAUCAGCCGCUUGAGCUUCUCCAAUUUCUCAAGCUUUGAGGUCGCCUGGUCAAAGGAGCUCCGAUGUGUUCCAGGGUCUGCGAUAUGCGGAGCUCAGGCGAAUCUGGUGAAGGACGCCAAGGAUAGCAUGGGCAUUGCUGACCUACGAGUGUACUGCUGCGAGUUGCCAGUGGACUGUUCGGAGAUUUGCACCGAUGCAACGCGUGGCAUGAAGCUUGUGAAGUGCAGAGCUUGCCAGCAGGUGAUGGGCGGCAACGCGAGUGAGCCACAAGAGUGA
Messenger RNA from Durusdinium trenchii, 1395 nucleotides. Lineage: Eukaryota; Dinophyceae; Suessiales; Symbiodiniaceae. The record is from the annotation of a GenBank genome assembly.